UCUACAUAUGAUCUAAAUAGAAAAACACAGUAUAGAUGUAAACAGGGAUUUGUAACAUCGAAUGGAGAGACAUCAGGAACAAUUACCUGCCUCGAAAAUGGUUGGUCAGCUCAACCUUCAUGCAUCAAGUCUUGUGAUAGGCCUGUAUUUGAGAAUGCUGGAACUAAAACUAAUAGCACAUGGUUUAAAAUCAAUGAUGAAUUAGACUAUGAAUGCCAUGUUGGAUAUGAAAAUAGACAUAAAGAUACUAAAGGUUCCAUAAUAUGUACAACUGAUGGAUGGUCUGAGAAACCCUCUUGCUAUGAGAGACUUUGUGAUUUUCCAAAAAUAAGCCAUGGAAUAUUAUAUGAUGCAAAGAAAUAUGACUCACUGUCCCCUGUUCCUAGUGGGAAGGUUUUAUACUACUCUUGUGAAUAUAAUUUUGUGUCUCCUUCAAACUCCUUCUGGACUUGCAUAACAUGCACAGAAGAAGGAUGGUCACCAACACCAAAGUGUCUCAGGCUGUGUUUCUUUCCUUUUGUGGAAAAUGGUGAUUCUACAUCUUCAGGACAAACACAUUUACAAGGUGAUGCUGUACAAGUCGUUUGCAAUCAAGGCUACACCCUUCACAAUAAUCAGAGCAGCAUUGCAUGCACUGAAGAGGGCUGGUCCAUUCCUCCCAAAUGCAUUUCCACCAGUUCAAAAGGGAAAUGUGGGCCUCCUCCAUCUAUUGACAAUGGAGACAUCACCUCCUUCACCUUAUCAGAAUACCCACCAUUAUCAUCAGUCGAAUAUCAAUGCAAGUUAUUCAAUAAAAUGCAGGGCAACAAAAAAAUAACAUGUAGAAAUGGAGAAUGGUCAGAGCCACCAAAAUGUUUAAAUGCAUGUAUAACAUCAGAAGAAAUUAUGGGAAAAAACAAUAUAAGUCUCAAAUGGAGAGAAAAUGGAAAGCUUUAUGUCUUAUCAGGGGAAUAUGUAGAAUUUAUAUGUAAUAGUGGAUAUCAAAGGGCAAAAGCAUCACCUCCAUUUCGUACACUGUGCAUUGAUGGUCACAUUGAUUAUCCCAGUUGUUCAAAAAGAAGUCCUUGGUUUAGUGGAUGAAUGAACUUUUAUUAAGAAAUAUGCAUGCAUAUUACUAAUACAGUUUCAAUUUAUGUUUGAAGUAUUGUUUAACUCAUUUCUUCUCAUAAGUAUAAACUUGACUAAUUUGAAGCCUGACAUAUGAUUGUUACAAAUGCAAAAGAGUGCAUUCGAAAUACCUAAACCAGAAAGUGGUAUGUCCUAGCACAAUAAACAAUGACAAGAAAAUGCAAUUA
Molecule: messenger RNA, 1295 nt
Organism: Myodes glareolus (Bank vole)
Lineage: Eukaryota; Metazoa; Chordata; Mammalia; Rodentia; Cricetidae
Source: RefSeq, a predicted model, not a curated record